UCAUCAACAGAUGACGAUUAAACGUGCUCCACCAAAAGUCGUAUAAAAAAACUAUGUGGUUUUUAAAAAACGGUGGCGUUUAUGGUCCAUUCUAACUGCGCUUAACUUUAUUUGCAUCCACAGAUGCCAUUUAUUUGAUUUGAAAUGUAAAUGGCUUUUACAGCGACAUGCAGAAGGUCAGUCACAUUUGCCAAGCGUUGUAUUUGGUUUACGUCGAGGAAAAGCUGCCGGCUGUUCUCUACGAGUGACAGCGUUGUAGCUGACCAGCGGGAAACACUAUCAAAGAAAAGGAAAAGUCAGAAGAAACGACAGUGGACUGGUGAUCUGUCCUGGGAGGAAAGGCUGGCUGAUGCAGUCACCCCUCUGUGGAGACUGAGCUAUGAAGAGCAGCUUGAGUCCAAGCAAAACCACCAGGAGAGGAUCCUGUCACAGCUCAUGGGCCACCUUUCAGGUGACCUUCAAUCACUUUCCUCACCGGCUGUGACAGGUAAACUCAACUUCCCUGUCCUGUCCAUCCUGCCAUCCCCAAUCAGAGAUGGCUAUCGCAACAAGUCUACAUUUUCUGUCAAUAAAGGAGUUGAUGGAAAUCCAAAGACGGUUGGAUUUUACGUGGGCACAGGCAGGAGGGGAAACAUUGUCUGCGUCAAUGCAGACCACUUACUCAACAUGCCAGAGAAGCACAAACUGGUAGCCAGAUGUUAUCAGGACUUCCUCGGCCUCUCCCAGCUGCAGCCCUGCCUGCUGUUCCACGCCGGGGGUCACUGGAGAGAGGUCACCGUGAGGACAAAUGCAGACGGCCACACCAUGGCUAUAGUGUAUUUUCACCCACAAACUCUCACCCCAGAAGAGGUGGCUGUACAUAAGGCUGACCUGGUGGAUUAUUUCACACAGGGUCCUGGAUCAGUUUGUCAGCUGGACUCCCUGUACUUCCAAGAGAGCAGCAAGACUCGCUCCACCCAUGAGGAAUCCCCCUACCAGCUCCUGUACGGUCAGCCACACAUAUAUGAGGAGGUUCUUGGCUUCAAGUUUCGCAUCUCCGCUGAUGCAUUUUUCCAGGUGAACCACGCAGCUGCUCAGGUUCUCUAUAGAACACUGAGAGAUCUGUGUUUUCCAGACUCCAGACGAGGAAGCGGACCAACAAAAGUUGCUGGUACUCUUCUGGAUGUGUGCUGCGGAACUGGUGCCAUCGGCAUCACCAUGUCCCCCAGACUGGACAGAGUUAUCGGUAUAGAGCUUAUAGAACAAGCAGUGGAGGACGCCAUUCACAAUGCAGCUCUCAAUAACAUACUGAACUGUGAGUUUCUCCCUGGGAAAGCAGAGGUGGUACUUCCUGGUCUUAUGUCUCAGUUAAGCUCUGCAGUCGGAGGUCUUACAGCUGUGGUAAAUCCAGCUCGAGCUGGCCUCCACCACAAAGUGGUCCGAGCUCUACGAAACCAGCCGGCUAUCCGCAGGCUGGUGUAUGUGUCUUGUAAACCAGACGGGGAGGCUAUGAGGAAUUUCAGGGAGCUUUGUUGUUCUCCAGACCCACACAGGAAACUGACAGGAGAGGCCUUUUCUCCCACUCUCGCUGUUCCUGUGGACAUGUUCCCACAUACUCCUCAUUGUGAGCUAGUGAUACUUUUUGAGAGGUAGCAAAAAGUUUUUUUUUUCUUCAAUCAUGGAUUUAUGAGUUUUAAUUAUCAAACAACACGGGUUGCUUAAAUUUGGCUAGAAGGAAGACUUUCAUUAUUGUUUUAUUAUAGUGAACUUUAAUCAGAGGUGUCAAAAGUAUUCACAUUCAUUACUCAGGUAGAAGUAUAGAUACUAGAGUUUAAAAAUACUCCUGUAGAAGUUGAAGUAUCAACUCAAGUUUUUUACUCAAGUAAAAGUAUAAAAGUACUGGUUUCAAAACUACUUAAAGUAUAAAGGUAAAAGUAAUGUAAGGGGAAAAAAGCCAUUAAGGACAAAAGCCAUUGAAAAUGAAUGCAUCUUAGUAUAAUGCAAAUAUAUUAAAGAACCAUAUAUGUGUACUAUUGAGCAUUAACAUGUGUUUCAGAGAGCAGGAGAUAUGAUGUCUACUUGCCUAUAAGUAUUGUAAUGGUGCAAAAAGUCAAACUUCAGAGGCAUGUUAUCAUUUAUCCUAACCUUUAUUGGAAUGUACAUCCAAGUUUAGUUGCAGGAAUCUGAGGGCAACGGAUGUAAGAACAAAACUGGACAAGAACAUCUGAAACAACCACAACCAAAUUCCCUCUACCCGCAAUUUAACUGGAUAGUUUUGUUUAAAGGCCCAAAUGAAAUAGAGUAACGAGGCUGUUUUUAAAAUGUAAGGAGUAAAAAGUACAGAUAAUUGUGUGAAAAUGUAAGGAGUAAAAGUAAAAAGUCGUCUGAAAAAUAAUUACUCCAGUGAAGUAUAGAUAACCAAAAUUUCUACUUAAGUAAGGUAACAAAGUAUUUGUACUUCGUUACUUGACACCUCUGACUUUAAUACAACAGACUUUGAGACGUGUAUCAGAAUCAUAAUAAACCAAUACCUGGAGUUCACCCAAAUGGAAUUAAAUCAUCAUUAAUGUUUGUUCACCUGUACCUUUUUGUUUGUAUGCGUCUUUAAGUGUAUUGUGAAAAUGUUGUAUCUCCCUGCAGCAGUACCUGCAUUUAUACACUGGAUGGUGCCAUUGCCAUUUUUCACAUGAUUCUUUCGGAGAUGGUAAAAAAACGAAUGUUUCAUAACGGUUGUGAUAGUCAUCCCAUUCAUUCUAGUUUACUAAAGGUCACAAUAUCACCAGGUUCCAAUGGCAUCGUCACUGCGGAGAGGUAAUCACCGUUUAUGUGAGGCCAUAUGUUUAGACAAGAUGGCCCUCAAUUGAAGAUAAAAUGCUGUUAUCUUUGAGGUGAUACGAUGAUGCUCAUGUUCAGCAUCCUUUUUUGCCAAGGGUCAACAGGCACAGACGGGGACAGAAACUUUGUAUCUAUCAGCAGUGACAUAGAGCCACAACUCAAAACAGUGAGCAGUCUCAUAUGUCAUGCUUUCUGCUCUGCAAACUUUACCAAAGUAACAAAAAUAUAUUUCUUAGAAACUGCAUCAUACGAACGUCUGAUAUAUAAAAUAAAUGGGAAAUUAGACACUUAUAUUGAAAUCUGGGACCCAUUUCUAACACAGAUCAUGGAUCAGGGAAAUGUAAACUAAUAUAAAAAUGAUAGAUGAGGAUUCAGAAACAAAGUCUACAGAUCAAACAUUCACUGGGUUAGUUUUUUCACGUCUUCAUAUGUAUAUGUAUAGCAGGCAUAUGUUAUAUGUACUUCUAGGUAUAGAAUUUCAUGUAUAGUCAUUAUUUAAUUUUGAUCUUUUAGUAUUAUUUCACUUUUUCUGUGUCUUUAGUUUCUAUCAUCAAUGUCAACCUUUGGUGAAUUCAGCUGUACCUGCUAUUUUUUUUUAACUUAUUUUUAUAUACCUCUUUAUUCGUAUAUUUUUGCUGCUCUGUUGAUGCAUUGGACUGUCGUGAUGAAUGUCUGUGAAGGAAACAAU
This is a messenger RNA of Cololabis saira (Pacific saury), 3502 nucleotides long. RefSeq names its product tRNA methyltransferase 2 homolog B (gene trmt2b). Lineage: Eukaryota; Metazoa; Chordata; Actinopteri; Beloniformes; Belonidae. Gene Ontology annotation, molecular function: tRNA (uracil(54)-C5)-methyltransferase activity, S-adenosyl methionine-dependent. The coding region runs from base 151 to 1632 and encodes 493 amino acids. The record is from RefSeq and is a predicted model, not a curated record. Gene Ontology annotation, biological process: RNA processing. The transcript is spliced from 2 exons.